Molecule: messenger RNA, 1917 nt
Organism: Drosophila takahashii
Lineage: Eukaryota; Metazoa; Arthropoda; Insecta; Diptera; Drosophilidae
Source: RefSeq, a predicted model, not a curated record
AUGUUUCUGCUUGGAAUCUGCUUACUUUGCAGUAUCAACUCUUUAUUGCUAGCGGCCUAUCCCGUGGAAUCCCAGGUGAAUUCCAAGGAACUGACAGCUCCUCUGGCCGAUCCGGCCGACUAUCCCGAUUUAACAAAUGGCCUUUCCGAUGCUGAGGUUCAGGAAAGCCUAGAAGAUCUGACCUUAGAUGAUCUCAACUCCUUGGACAAGCUGCUCGAUGAGCACAUCGGUAGAGAUGUAGAAGCCGACUCAGACGUAAGUCAAAGAAGCCAGUUUAGACAAGCGAAGGAUGCCCUCCGCUCCUUCAAUGCACCUCUCGAUGAUGGCUGCCGCGAUGAGGAGGAAUCCGAUGAGACCAAACCCAAUCUGUGCACCAAGCGACCCACCUGCCCGACCACCAAGCGCUGUUCAAAGAAAACCACGUGCGUUCCGAAAACCACAAAAGCAUGCACCUCUAAACCGACUAACGAAAACUGCAAGUCCAAAUCGGGUGGUUAUAUGGACGAUGACUUGAUUAUUGAGACUACCAAAUGCCCGAAGCCAAAGAAUAAAAAGUGCAAGAAACCAAAAGACGAUUUCGAAUGCGAGGCAGAUGAUUUCCUGUGCCACGCCAGCAGGCGAUCCAGAGGAAAGGAGAGUAGGAGCCAUCUUCAGGAAGAGCAACUGGAUGGUCCUGCUGAAUUCGUUCCGGGGAGAGACCUAGAACAGCUGGGCAAGCAGAACAUACCCGUAGUGAAUGAUCAAGGGGAACCAUUGGAUGAAGCCUUCAAUUUUGAUGACAUAAACUUGGAGCAAUCAGCACAUUUGGAUCAAUCAAACUCUGUUAACGUAGGGCAAGAAAAUCAGGUAAAUUUAAAUCAAGAUCGUCAGUCCAACUUAGAGAAGGAUAAUCAGAUUAGUUUGGAACAGAAACAUCAAUCAAAUUUAAAGAAGGAUUAUGAGGUUGACUUGAAGGACAUGGAACUAGAUGGUCAUACAAAUUUUAACCAGGAGCAUAUAGUAAAAUUAAAACAAGAAGAUCAGGCCAACUUUGAUCUGGAUUAUCAGGCCGAGUUUGAGCGAGAACAUCCUACUAAAUUAGAGCUAAGAAAUCCGAUGAAUGUGAAGCGAGAUCACCAGAUAAAUUUAGACCAGGAACAACAAUCUAACUUGGAUUUCGGAAAUCCUGGUAAUUUCGAGCAGGAGCAUGAUUUAGAAAACCAUGAAUAUCAGUUUGGCUUGGAAAAGAGAAAUCAGGCAAGCUUCGAUAAUGAUCAUCAAGCUAAUUUUCGUAGAGGUGAACAGCAGAUAAAUCGGGACCAGAAAGUAUCACAUGUAGAGAAAGUCGAGCAGGCCGAAAGCGCACCAGUGGCAGAACCAGCUCACAUGGAUCUAUACGAACGGCAUCGUCUUGCCAGGAUUGCCCAUCGAAAGAGAGAACAGGCUGAAGUGGAAAGUGCAAAUAAGAUGCAAAUGCACAAUGUUGAAGAUAGAAAGCAGGCUGUGGACAGCGAUCAACUGAUGCCACUGAAGCCUAAUCUCAUCAAGCAGGAACCUCUUUUCGAUAGCGACAGCUUUAUUGCUAGCAAUGCUCGCGAUCCACCUCGCUAUUUGAUUCAAAUGCAGAACGACUGCAUCCAAAGUGAAAACGAUCGUGGCGAACGACGAUUGCGUGAGGAUCGCAGCCAAAGCGAAGCAUUGGACCUGGACAAACUGGCCGAGGAGGAGGCCAGUCCAGUGGAGGAGUCAAAUUUUGAUUACGAAUACAAGAGGAGGAAGCGGGAGAACAAAGAAACUGAUGAUGCCCCCGAGAACUCCAAAGAAACGUAUAUAAAGAAGCUGAUGGACUCGUUCCCGCGGGAUCAAGGUGGCCAGAUCAAUGCCAAUGCGGCGCUGAGCUGCUCCAAUCUCGCCCAUUUGCGCAUCAAGCGAAGUUGA